AUGGUGAAAUCUAAUGAGUUUGAUAAGGAUAAUCCAAUCAUGAAAGUUGGUAUGAAGUAUCCUAACAAAAAGACAUUGAAGAGAUCCUUAGAUCAUUUUGCAGUAAAGACAUUGAACAAUGAGCAUGAAUGCCCUUCUGUGAACAGAUGUGGGAAUAAAAUGGCAUCACAAUUUUGGGUGUGCGAUAGAGUAGUUGACUGGCUUAAAACGGAGGGAGAAAUUUCAGUCCCUGAUUUGCAAAAAAGACUUUUAAGGACAUAUAACGUGGAUGUUCCAUAUUUGAGGUGCUUUAGGGGAAAGGAGUUGGCAUGUGAAGAGAUACAUGGAAACUGGGAAGAAUCAUAUGAAAGAAUGGUAGACUUUAAAGAGGAAAUAAUAAGAAGAAAUCCUGGAAGUAUAGUGGAUAUCAAAACACAAAAUUGUACUGAUGGAAGAAUAUGUUUUCAGCGUAUAUUUGUCGCAUUUGAAGCUUGCCUUAAAGGUUUUUUAGAUGGUUGUAGGCCAUACUUAGCUAUUGAUGGAUGCCAUCUUAAAGGUAAGUACAAAGGCGUUUUAGCUGCAGCAACAGCAAUAGAUGGAAAUAAAUGGUUAUUCCCUGUUGCCUAUGCAGUAAUUGAAUCUGAAAAUAUAGACAGUUGGGAAUGGUUUCUUAGGAACUUGCAAUUAGGUAUAGGGAAUCCUGAAGGUUUAGUCAUCUCAUCAGAUAGGCAAAAAGGAUUAGACGAGGCAGUCUUUAGAGUUUAUCCACUAGUAGAACACAGAGAAUGUGUGAGGCAUUUGUACACUAACUUUAAAAGGAAGUUUCCUGGACGGAUUUUAAAGCAAACUCUAUAUAGUGCAGCCUUAGCAUACACACCAUCUCAAUAUGAGGCUAAUAUGUCUAAGCUGAUGGAAGCAAACCCAGCUGCCAUUGAAUUCCUGCGUCAAAAUCAUAAUAUGAUUUGGAGUAGAAGUCAAUUUGGAACCCAAGCAAAAUGCAAUUACAUAACUAACAACCUAUCUGAAUCUUUUAAUUCUUGGAUAUCUGAGGCUAGAUAUAAGCCUGUCCUGGAGCUUCUUGAUAGCAUACGACAAAAAAUUAUGACAAAAAUGGAUUCAAGAAGGAGAGAAGCAAGAAAGUGGAAACUUUCCUUGGUGCCAGCAGCUUUGCACCACAUUGAUGCCAAAAGCAAGGGUUUAGGAAAUUAUACUAUAUGUAGAAGUUCAAACACUAUGGCUGAAGUGAUAAGCCCUGAUUCAAGAUGUGAGGUAAUUCUAGAUGAGAGAAAAUGUACUUGUAGAAGUUGGCAGGUCACGGGCUUACCAUGCAUCCACGCAUGUGCAUUUAUCACUAGUUUAAGAGGUUAUGAAUGGCUGAGCUAUGUAGACCCACUAUUCACUGUCUCUAAAUUCAGAGCUGCUUAUGCUCAUGAAGUUGUACCUUUGCCGGACAAGAAUCAGUGGAUAAAGACUAACCUAGAUUACAAACUACUACCUCCAAUAAAGAGAAUUAGAGCAGCGGAUGAGCCGACAAAGAAGAGACACAAAUGUAAAAGAUGCAACCAAUUUGGGCACCAUGCUAAGUCUUGCAAAAAUCCUAUGCCUUCUACCGCAGAGCCUUCAUCUCAAGCUGAUGGUGGAUCACAUGCAACAUUCAACUCUACAAAUUAUAAUUCCUCAACCCAAUCUAGCUACCAUGAUCCAAGAAAAAGAGGCAGGAAAAGAGCAACAUACACCCAACCACUUGCUGGAACCAGUAGCAUUGAAGGGCUUACAUCUCCUGAAGUACAAAUGACAAAUCUUGCAUCUAGUAGUGAAGCUAAACCCAUUGAAGGACUACAACCACUGGAGAAACAACAACUACAGAUUGGGAGCCCAUCUGGAUUUGGUACUUAA
This is a messenger RNA of Ananas comosus (pineapple), 1875 nucleotides long. RefSeq lists its product as uncharacterized. The record is from RefSeq and is a predicted model, not a curated record. The transcript is spliced from 5 exons. Gene Ontology annotation, molecular function: zinc ion binding; DNA binding; transposase activity. Gene Ontology annotation, biological process: DNA transposition. NCBI's taxonomy places the organism in Eukaryota, Viridiplantae, Streptophyta, Magnoliopsida, Poales, Bromeliaceae. Bases 1 to 1875 code for a protein of 624 amino acids.